AUGCCAAAGAAGAAACUUGCAAUUGGUGGGGCAGUGGUAGUGGCAUUGGCUGUUAUAGGCGUCAUUCUUGGCAUCAUCGUGUCUCGUCUAGGUGACGACGACGUCCCAGGUUCGGAUACUUAUGGCUCAACCUCAUCUGGUAGUGGCGAGAGCUCUACGGCCACACCAUCGGAUGGCACGAGUAAAGCGUCGAAGAAGAAAACUAACACUACCAAGUUAAUCACUUCCGACCCGACUACUGCAACCUUUUCGCUUUGUGUUUUUGCCAUUGGUGACUGGGGGACGACCCUGUACCAAGACUCGUGCUGCACACGCUCCGAAACGUACACGAACUUUGAUAUUGUGGCAGAAGAUGUUGUUGCUAGUCUCAUGGACACACAAGCAUCAACUUUGGAGACUGAUCUUAAAGUGAUCCUUGGCCACGGUGACAAUUUUUACUACACGGGUAUCAACAGUGAAAAAGGACGCAAUUCUCGGUUUAUGUCAACCUUCGAGAGCAAGUUUAAGGGUAAGUUUCUGCUUAACAUUCCCUUUUGUAAUGUACUGGGUAACCACGAUUACGGUGGUGGUAGCUUCAUUUGCUCGUAUGACGACGAGCCUGCCAAAUGCGGCAGUGUGACAGAAAUUAUUGUAGGUCUUGAGAAUAAGUUCAAAUGGCAGCAAGAGUAUACGAGUUACAACAACGAACGUUGGGUGCUAAAAGACCAUUUUUACGUCUACUCGAUUGAAGAUGCUGAGUCGGGUGUUAGUAUUGACAUUUUCAACGUUGAUACGGGUGACGCUGACGUGCAUGCUGCUCUGCAAGUAUGCUGUCAGUGUUUUGGCUACUCGGAAGGUAAUGACGACUCGUGCAAAGGUGUUGCUCGUGGGCAUAAAUUUUGCGCUGGUGGCGACACCGAGAUGUAUGAUGCAUGUUUUGCAAAAUUUGUGGAAUGGAGUGACGACUCGCGCAAGCAACUUGCCGAGAAGGUGGCGACGUCAACUGCGACGUGGAAGAUUGUUAACAGCCACUACAGCCCUCACGUGCACUAUGACGAGGAAGGAAUGAAAGAGUGGUUUGAUGUGCUAGAGGGUUCUGGCAUUCACGUUUGGAUGUACGGUCACACUCACGGUGAGAAGCACGACUAUUCGGAGCCGCUUGGCGUGCAUUUUGUGGAGAACGGAGCUGGAGGUGGUAUUCAGAAGGAAUCUGCCAGUGGUCUCACAGCAUAUGCAGCCAAGUAUGCCAAAAACAUGUGGACGUACUCAGGCAAUGAGUAUGGUUUCUUUUCGGUGAAAGCCUCGGAAGAAUGGCUAAAACUCCAGUACCACACGGCUGAUUCUUCAUGGUCGUUCGGAUCCAGUAUGAAUGAAACAACGAUUGGUGGGGUGGAAACAAAGCAUUGCUGGUUCAUUCCUGCUGAUGGCACGGAAGGCAAGGAGUGCACUCCUUAA
This is a messenger RNA of Peronospora belbahrii, 1434 nucleotides long. The record is from the annotation of a GenBank genome assembly. NCBI's taxonomy places the organism in Eukaryota, Oomycota, Peronosporomycetes, Peronosporales, Peronosporaceae.